Messenger RNA from Engraulis encrasicolus (European anchovy), 5584 nucleotides. It is a transcript of the gene kmt5b, whose product is annotated as lysine methyltransferase 5B. Gene Ontology annotation, molecular function: histone H4K20 methyltransferase activity; protein binding. Lineage: Eukaryota; Metazoa; Chordata; Actinopteri; Clupeiformes; Engraulidae. Gene Ontology annotation, cellular component: nucleus. The coding region runs from base 566 to 3442 and encodes 958 amino acids. The transcript is spliced from 10 exons. The record is from RefSeq and is a predicted model, not a curated record.
UUGGCUGCGAACUCUCCGUUCCUGCUAGCUAGCUAACAAAAUGCUAGCCUUUAAAGGCAUUUAAACCGAAAGUCAGACGCGCUUCUUGUUUACAUCCGUCAAUUUCCCGAUUGACUAUUUUUUUCGUUGUAUCUCCAUGCACAUUUGGAUUUCGUUUUCUAAAAAGAAUUUCGUGAUCUGUAGCAACCGCCGAAUUUUAAACUGCAGGCCGUAUUCCGUGCAAAAACAUCGGCUCUGUUUCUCUCGGAGGUAGAGCUCUAGUCCCAUCUUUCUUAGCCAGAAUUGGCAGCCAUCUUGAAUUUUAAUGUUAAUUUUCUGGUAAUUUUUGGGUCCCAUUGCCUUUUCAUUAAGGAUGUUUUGAGUUCUACUGGUAUUUGACGCGUGUUUUUUAUUACACGGGAAAAACAGAUGAAAGACUCGUGAGGGAGGUCACCCACACAUAGGGUAGAAAAGGGAUCAACCACCAUAUUCACGGCAGCCUUCUUCUUGAACGCAGACCACAUGGUGGGUGAAGAACACAUAGGCUAAAUGCACCUUCAUCAGGCGGCCGGCUGGAAUGAAGUAGAUGGGAGAAUCCAAAAACAUGGUGCUGAAUGGCAGGAGACAUGGCAGCAGGUACUCCAGCCAUCAGCCCGCCAGCAAAGCCAGGAUGCAAGGCCACCUGCGGCAGGCCAGGGGGACCCCCGCCACCAAGAGAUCCAGUAGACGAUUUGGGAAUGCCUCGUUGGAUGCGGAGCGCCGGCAUGUUCCGGCCUCGGGAAUGACGGCCAAGGAGCUGUGUGAAUAUGACGACGUCAGCACCAGCCUGAUCCUGGACCCUUACCUAGGCUUUCAGACGCACAAGAUGAACACCAGGUUUCGGCCCAUGAAGGCGUCCAGGCAGGCAGAACUGAAGGACAUCAUCGAGAGUUUCAAGAAGCACGAUGACAUCGAGAAGGCUUUCCAGGCCUUGGUUUCAGGAGACGGGACGAAACCUCACUUUCCAAACAAAAACAAGACACAAGAAAAGCUCUUCAAAGAACAUGUACAUGUCUAUCUGCGCAUGUUUGCCACAGACAGUGGCUUUGAGAUCCUUGCCUGCAGCCGCUACUCCUCGGAGCAAAACGGAGCCAAAAUCGUAGCAACGAAGGAAUGGAAGCGUAAUGAUAAGAUUGAGUACCUGGUGGGCUGCAUAGCGGAGCUGUCAGCAGCGGAGGAGAGGAUGCUGCUGAGGCACGGGGAGAACGACUUCAGCGUCAUGUACUCCACACGCAAGAACUGCGCUCAGCUGUGGCUAGGACCUGCAGCCUUCAUCAACCAUGAUUGUAGGCCAAACUGCAAGUUUGUGUCAACAGGACGUGCCACUGCUUGUGUGAAGGUUCUAAGGGACAUCGAACCUGGGGAAGAGAUCUCCUGUUACUAUGGAGAUGGAUUCUUCGGGGAAAACAAUGAGUUCUGCGAAUGCUACACUUGUGAACGGCGUGGCACGGGGGCGUUCAAGACGAAGCCUGGGCUGCCGGUGGAGGCGCCGGUCAUCAACAGCAAGUACGGCCUGCGGGAGACGGACAAACGGCUGUACCGCCUCAAGAAGCUGGAGGAGGAGGGAACCCGCAACUCAGACGGCCAGUCAGCACACUCCAGCGUCGACACAGACUCUCAGGAAGCCCCCAGCUCGCACCCAGCUCUUAGGAAGAGGACAUCCCAGCCUAGUGUUAAGAAGUCGACACGGCAAACCACGUAUAGCACUCCGACAUCUACCUCAUCCUCCAAACUCUGUUCCGCGGACAGCUCCAGUUUACCAAAGAGACUAGCAUCUAAGCCCGCCAACGCCAAGACGCCUUUGCUCAACCUGAGGACACACUCCCGAGAGGCACUGCCCAGGUCUGCGUCUCGAGGGGCCACGACGUCCGGCACCACGUGCCACCGGGAUGUCCCCAAGAGGGACGCCAGCACGCGCCAGGCCUCCACGCAGGCCCAGGCCCAGGCCCAGGCUCAGGCUGGCAGAGGUGGCUUGGGCCGCAGCAGCAGGGCAGCAAAGGAAAACAAUCACAGCUUGACCAGAGCCACACGAGCCUCCAAGGACCACUUAGCCUCCUCUUACAGGACUCGAAGGUCCACCAGGACCUCUGUAGGCUCUGAGGGCAGCGUUGACGCCGCUGCCGCUGCUGGUGCUCCUAGCGGGGGAAGUUUAUACGGACACAGUGCGUCCUCCGCUAGCCAGGGGGUGCCCAAGGGUAAGGUGGUGCCUAAGGCAGAGCCGGGGGUGGAGGAGGGGGGUGGGGAGGCGGACGCGGCGGCGGCGGCGGGACCCCCCCAGGCCCCUGUCCCCAGCCUGGAGGGCCACGGCCCCCGCAAGGGCACCUGCCCACGCCGCAAGCGCACCCCCAAGCUGGAGGAAACUGGUGCCCCGUACGGGGACACCUUCCUCCAGGGCGGAGUAUCGGACUUAAGGCACGCAGACGUGGCUGACUGCGGGAAAGUUCUGCUAGGCCUACCGGGUCGGCACCAGGGCCAGAAUCAGAAUCAGAAUGCUAGCUCCAAUCAGCAGCAGCAGAAUGGCAGUAAUAGUGGCGGUGGCAGUGGCAGCAGCAGCAGCAGCAGCAAGAGCAGUAAAAGCAGCAAGCUGCUGCGGCGAGGCAAGGCCAAGAAGAAGCGGCGCAUCACACGCUACGACGCCCAGCUGAUCCUGGAGAACAGCACGGGCAUCCCCAAACUCACGCUGCGGAGGCGCCGAGACAGCACCAGCAGCAACCGUGGCGAGAAGGGGGAAGGGGACGCCCACAGCACGGGAGGAGGAGGAGGGAGGGAGAAGAAAGAGAAAGGGGAGCGAGGCUGCUCCUCAUCCUCUAAAAUCAGCAUUAAGUUCAGCCAGGACAGCGAGAAGGAGUGUGAUGGUGGUGGUGGUGGUGGUGGAGGGGGUGCUAGUGAUAUGGGAGGGGCAUCGGGUGGCUACGCCUCCUCUAAACUCAACAAUGGCUACAGCCACAGUGGGCACGGACACGGGCAUGGGCACGGCAGCGCCACCAAGCUGAAAAUUCAGCUGAAGCGCGACAAGGUGGGCAGGGGCCUCCUGCCACGGCCCUACUCGGAUGACGUGACCUUCACGGGCAUCGUGAAGCGUGAGGCUGGCGAGGUAGUGGAGCACCAGCCAGGUGGGCACGGCACAGCGGACAUCGACGAGGACUCCCUCUCGUCAGAUGAGGACGACGACGAUGAAGAUGAGGAGGAAGAGGAGGAUGAAGAUGAGGAGGAGGAAGAAGAAGAAGAGGAGGAGGAGGAGGAGGAAGAUGACGAGGAGGAUGAAGAUGAUGAGGAGGACUAUUAUGACAAUGACGACUUCGAGGAUGACUUCAUUCCUCUGCCACCAGCGAAGCGCCUGCGUCUCAUCGUGGGUAAGGACUCAAUAGACAUCGAUAUCUCCUCGAGGCGCCGGGAGGACCAGUCGCUCAGACUCAACGCAUAAGCUCAUCAGGCACGCAGGCAGGUCAGGAGACUGCUCUGCUCGCCGCGCCCUGCCGCACAGACUACACGGACUCCUGCUUCAAUCAAGUUAUUUGUUUAUUUGAAUCAUGGAAAAGUGGGCUUGUAAAAAAAACAAAACAAAAAAAAACAAAAAGAAAUUGGGGGAAAAAAAGGAAAAAUUGAAACUGUAAUUGUAAUUGACACAAAUGAAUCGUAGUGAUGGCACUUCUCUAUUGGUUCUUUACCAUGACUUAUAAAUAUUGUAGAAAGUGUACAGGUAUGUAUUCAUGUCUGAUAAUGUGCAGAUCAUUUUGUUAGCGUUCAUUAAGCUUUACCAUGUGCAAUUUUUAUCAAAGGGCCGCAGUUCUUUUACCACGGGGUUCAAAAACAAGGUUGAGGGAUCAGUCCUCCUACAUCGACAGACUUUUUUAAACACAUGCAUGCAUUCACCCCAAAACUAAAUACUGAUUCAAAAGGUUUUGUGGAGGUCUACAUGUACAUAUACUGGUAUACCAUUGACAAGGCAAGGGAAGCUAUAGGGAAAACAGAUAUGCAGAGUAUAUGAAACAUCCUGAAGGACACCAGUCUUUGUUAGCAUGGUUUGGAUGAUCUGCGAUAGGGUACUCUGCAUUAGAGUGCGUGGAAGAAAAGAGGCCUGGGGUGCGUUUAUCGACAACGUCGUUGCUAACUUGGUUGACAACGUAGUUGGUGGCAAUGCAAGUUCCCAUUUGGAACCAAGUAAGUUGCCAACUGGUUAGCAAUGAUGCUUUCGAGAAACAGGGUCCUGGUUUAACAUGGCUCUGAUGAUCACAUGCGCGUAUUAUAGGACACUCAUGCAUAGGAGUGUUAGGGCCUCCGCACAUUGGCUCCGACAGCACUGCGGAUCACUUUCGCUUCCGACACAAUUCUGACCCCCAAACCCAAUUUCACACGGACAUAGCAUGGAUAGUCAAUGGGCAGCUCCGACAAAAUAGAACUCGCCUCUAGUCGCUUGCCAACAUCCGUGAAUGUCACCGGACAUCGGCGCCGGUGUGUGGGGUUGUAUUGAAAACAAUGGAAUCGAACUUUGGCGGAGCAGGGCUCUGCACUUAAGCGGAGCCGAUGUUCAGAGGCCCUUAGUCUUUGAUGGUGAUCUCUGAUCAGAUGUUUCUUGAAGCUGGUUAUGGCAAACAGCCCAUAGUGUUUAAGGUGCUAACUCUCCUGUUGUCGUAUGGAGCUGUCUGUGCUGUGCUCAAACACAACAACCUUUAUGGCCCAAGUCCUCACACUUAGUGGUUUUGCAGGCGCAAAUGACCUCUGCAACACGUUCUCAUCUUUUCUUCUUUUUCUUUUCUAUUUGCUUUUCCCUUUGUUACAGCUUUUCUGAAUAUUUCAGUGUAAAUCAGUGUGUUUGUAUAUCACACCUUCCCGGCCUGGGGUGCGUUUCUCUACAACAUCGUUGCUAACAAAGUUAGCAACUUACUUGGCUGCAAUGCAAUUUCCCAUUGGGAACCUAGUAAGCUGCUGGUUAGCAACAAUACUUCUGAGAAAUGGGGCCCAGAUCUCAUACAUACACACAUACAUAUGCAAGUCCAUGUUCGCAACCAGCAAACCAGCAUCUAGGAUUACCAUGACGCUAAAUUGGACUCCAUUCAAAUAAUAGCAGAUUUGAAAAGGAAAUAAAUAAAUAAAUAAAUAAAAGAAAGAAAGAUCCUUAAAAACUUGAUAUAUCCUGUUCAGGAGUCAACCACCAGUUCUGUAUCUGGAUGCUAUUGUCUUGACUGUAUUGUGCAUGCCGUGCACUGCCAAGUAAUUAAGGGAUUAUUGAAAUUAAACACAUCUGCCCCACCCCACCCCCCUUCCCCCCCAAUCACCAGCAGGAUACUGCAGCUUUCGCUGGUUGCUCUCCCCCCCGGGGAUGUGUUGGUUUUACACUGUAUGCUGUCCGCAGUCUACUGUCUGUGCGUUUAGUUUAGCAGUUGGCAUUUUUAUUUUUGAUCAUGUCUUGUAAGUAUUUGAUUAUUUUGUAGCACAUCUUUGCAGGACUACGGGAUCAUGUAUUCAUACAAUUGUGGGUAUAUUCUUCACUAUGUACAUCUUGAGAACUCUUUUUAUUUAACUGUUUGAAUACUUGAAGACAUAAAAUUCAUUUUCAAGAAUGUCA